UUUGGAGCGUGCAGUAGCUAGUUCCCCCUGAAAAGACCCGGAAACACUCAUACCUCACUGCCAGUCUGCUGAACUACGCGGCGGAAUCUACGCAAUAACUUCGGAAGUUUGUGUGGAGUUUAGAAAGUUUUCUCCAGUCCGCGCGCGCGCACUCACGCACGCAAACAUAUCCGAACCCGGACAAGCAGAAACGCGCGCAGACGAACCCGGACCCGCUCCUGGAUCUACUCACUCCACACUGCAAAAAAACAAAACAAACAACAACAACAACAAAAAGCAAAACAAGAGUGAAAGGAACAGAAACAGUCGCGUGAAUUGGACCUUUUUAACGCGCGCAUGAGGUCGGCGGCGGUGAUCUGGCGGGUCGCGCGCCUGCUCGCGCUCGCGCUCGUGUGUUUGCCGCUGGUCGGUGCGCGCGGUGCUCAGGUGCGAGCCGACAAAUCGCCGCGCGCGGCAAACACGCGCCGAGAAGAUAUGUUCUGCCGUGAGGAGGUCGUCAUGGUGAUGGCAGGCGGCCAGAUCCAGAGCCCACGGUACCCAAACGCCUACCCGCGCAACCUCCUGCUGUCAUGGAAACUGCUGGCCCCACCCUUCACACGUGUUUUGCUGGAGUUUGAUGGGAGGUUUGGUUUAGAGGAGCCUGAGAACAACAUGUGCAGACAUGAUUUUGUGGAGGUUGAUGAUAUUUCGGAAAGCAGCACCAUCACUUGGGGUCCCUGGUGUGGACGGAAAGCCCCGAGUCCCAUCAGGUCCCAAAACAACAUGCUCAGAAUCACGUUCAAAUCUGAUGACUUCUUUGUGGCCAAGCCGGGAUUCAAACUCUGCUACUCCCUGCUGGUUGAUGCUCCUCUGUCUUAUUUGAAUAACUUGGAGGCCGUCACAAUUGUGUCGGAUGGUGUGUCUGUCUCAAAUGCUCCAGUAUCAGCUGAUGUUUUGGAUGAUAUCAUUGCGGGGUUCAGUACAGUCGAGGAGGUUCUUAAACACCUGAACCCACACACCUGGAGACAGGACCUGAACUCCAUCUACACAAAUACACACCAGUACAUACCACGGAGCUACCAUGCCAACCAUGCAAACAAACUUGAUCUGGAUCGUCUCCAUGAGGACGUGAGGCUGUACAGCUGCACGCCACGUAAUUUCUCCAUAAACCUGCGGGAGGAACUGAAAGCCACCAAUGCUGUGUUUUUCCCACGAUGCAUCUUGGUGAAGCGCUGUGGAGGGAACUGUGCCUGUGGGACUGAACAUUGGAACUCCUGCACCUGUAGCCCUGCCAAAACAGUCAGCAAGCUCCAUGAGGUGCUGAAGUUCUCCCCAGGACCGAAUUUCUACAAAAAGAAAACCAGAGCACGCUGGGUUCUCGAGGAAAUCAACCUGCAGCAUGACGAGCGGUGCGAGUGCGCGUGUCAAUCACGACCACCUCGAUGAGACACACACACACACACACACAGUAUUUCAAACAGUAACUGAUGUAGCUAAUGUAUCUUUCUCUUUGUCUGUACUUGUCUGUCAUUUUUAUCCAUCUUCAUGCACACUAUUAUUUAUUUCUGUUUUAUGUUCAUUUUCUUACAAAGAAAACAGGAUCACGCUGAUCUAAGACUGUUCCUACACACACACACACACACACACUCAUUCCAGUCAUCUCUCUGGUUUCGGAAGAUGAAUGUGACAGCCUGAAGUGUUUGUUUUUUUUUUUUCUCUUCUUCUUUCCCCACUUGUUAUCCAAAACAGUACAUUCCCCUCAUACCAGCCCUUCCUUACACACACACACACACACACACACACACACACACACACACACACACACACACACACACACACACACACACACACAGAGUGCUGAACGUAUGAUUGUUGUAGCUCUGCCUGUGAGAUUUUGGGUUCCAUGUUGGAUAAACUGCACUUAUUUUCUGUUUCGUUUAUCUUAAAACCACAAGUAAUAAUGAACAGAUUUUGGAGGUC
Messenger RNA from Ictalurus punctatus (channel catfish), 1959 nucleotides. RefSeq names its product platelet derived growth factor d (gene pdgfd). Gene Ontology annotation, biological process: positive regulation of MAP kinase activity; positive regulation of ERK1 and ERK2 cascade; positive regulation of phosphatidylinositol 3-kinase/protein kinase B signal transduction. Bases 337 to 1425 code for a protein of 362 amino acids. The transcript has 7 exons. Gene Ontology annotation, molecular function: growth factor activity; platelet-derived growth factor receptor binding. The record is from RefSeq and is a predicted model, not a curated record. NCBI's taxonomy places the organism in Eukaryota, Metazoa, Chordata, Actinopteri, Siluriformes, Ictaluridae. Gene Ontology annotation, cellular component: membrane.